CCUGCAUUGAAGUUCUUUUGCAUCUCUUAUUAGCAGCAACUAAAAAAAGAACACCAAACAGUACUUGUUGAAUCACAAAGAAGCAAAACUGCCAUGGAAGUUGAAAUAAUUUACAAAGAUUGCAUUAAACCCUCUUCACCCACACCCCCUCACCUGAAAAUGUACAACAUUUCUCUACUAGAUCAAUUCACAGCUUUUGUUUAUGUUCCUAUGAUCCUUUACUAUUCAAACCCAGACAAUGACCUAAUUCCUUCCAAGAAAACACUGAUUCUAAAACGAUCAUUAUCUCAAACCUUAACACAGUUUUAUCCACUUGCAGGGCAGAUCACAGAUGAUCUUUCAGUUGAAUGUAAUGAUGAAGGUGUUUUAUAUUUAGAGGCCAGAGCAAACAUUUCUCUGUCUGAAUUUCUCCAACAUCCUGAUAUCACAUCACUACAUCAAUUCUUACCAAAUAAAUCUUUAUUACAUUCACCAACCUCGGGUUCUUAUGUUGCCAUGAUUCAAGAAACAACCUUCGCUUGCGGUGGCUUCACCCUCGGAAUCAAUGUUCUACACUUGGUCAUGGAUGGUUGCGCUUUAGCUUCAUUUCUACGAGCUUGGGGAGCCAUGGCUUACGAUGAAUCUCAAAAGAAGAUGAUCCCAAGUUUUCAUGGCCCGUCUAUUUUUCCAAAAGACAGGAAUUUUCCAGGAGAUGCAAAUAUGAUUGCUAUAUUCAGCAAUUUUAUCAGAGUUGAGAAAAUGAAGGCAGCAAGAUUUGUAUUCGACGGAUCUGCCAUUGCUAAUCUUAAAGAGAAAGUAACAAACUCUGGUGUGAAAAACCCUACUCGUGUCGAAGUGGUGUCUGCCCUUCUUUCCAAGAGCCUGAUGCUAGCUUUCGAAUCGAAAUCUGAUAAUAAUAAUAACCCAUUACCAUUAGCAAUCGUUCACGCUGUAAAUGUUCGCCGGAGAAUGCUUCCGCCUUUCCCGGAAUGUUCAAUGGGGAACUUUAUCUGCUUGGCAGAUACAAUAAUAUCCGGCUCUUCUAAGGAAACACAACUAAGCAGCUUCGUGUGCCAAUUGAAAGAAGCCAUUGCCGAGAUCGAUAGCAGUUAUGUGAAGAGCAUACAAGGAGACGACGGAUUCAUAAAGUUUUACGAGAAGAUUAAAAAGAUGAAUAGUGCAUUUACGAGCACAUCAAUUUGUAAUGGUGUGGACUAUGUUGGGUUCACCAGUUGGUGCGGUUUCUGUCUUUACGAGGUUGAUUUUGGAUGGGGAAAGCCUAUUUGGACAUCUUAUGCCGAAUCUUAUGGAAAUGGUGAAGAUGCUUUCGCUAAUCAUGUAAUUCUCAUGGAUGCGAGAACUGGAAAUAAUGGGAUAGAGGCAUGGGUUUUUUCAGAUGAAGGAACCGUAAUUAUGUUAGAGAAAGACCAAGAGCUUCUAAAAUAUGCUUACCUUAAUCCAACUCCUUUAUUUAAUUAAUUUAAAUAUUGCAACUCUUUUUAGCAUAAGAUCAAAGACGAAGUAACAUAUCAAUGAUGUAUGAUUUUUGUUUCUCAUAUCAAAAUUGUAAAACUAGUUUCGUCUCCACUUGAAUAAACAUCCGGAGAAGACUAGUUUUGGUAUUCCACCA
Messenger RNA from Mercurialis annua (annual mercury), 1609 nucleotides. Its product is annotated as stemmadenine O-acetyltransferase-like. The coding region runs from base 94 to 1458 and encodes 454 amino acids. Lineage: Eukaryota; Viridiplantae; Streptophyta; Magnoliopsida; Malpighiales; Euphorbiaceae. The record is from RefSeq and is a predicted model, not a curated record. The transcript has a single exon.